Messenger RNA from Iphiclides podalirius (scarce swallowtail), 435 nucleotides. The record is from the annotation of a GenBank genome assembly. NCBI's taxonomy places the organism in Eukaryota, Metazoa, Arthropoda, Insecta, Lepidoptera, Papilionidae.
AUGUCACUGCGGUGCGGAGCUGCGCUCGUGGGGUCGGUGGUGUUGCUGUGGGAGGAGGAGGGGUGGAGGGGGGGGGGGGGAGCAGCGCGGGGGGGCGCAUGCGCUGUGCGCAAGGAGAGGCGCGGGGCUGCGCCGCGGCCCAGUAUCGACGCGACAGUCGGGUGCGGCGCGCGUAUGUCUGCCGCAGUGAAGAGCCGUAUAUUACGUAAAGUGCCACCAUGCCGGACUCCGGGCCCUCCCUAUGCAGCGUCCUCGACCCUAAUGCUUGGUUCGACCCGCAGAGGCUGCACCCAGAAGGUGAGUGGUGGUGGUGGUGACCAAGGCAGCGGUGGCGGGUGGCGAUCGAUGCGCGCCCCCGGCCGACUACAAGCACGCACGCGCCCGCCCGCCCCGCGGCGUGACAACCUUGACACCUUGACGCUUCUCGUGCUCCAC